Ochlerotatus camptorhynchus is the source of this 471-nucleotide messenger RNA. RefSeq lists its product as uncharacterized. Bases 1 to 471 code for a protein of 156 amino acids. The transcript has a single exon. Lineage: Eukaryota; Metazoa; Arthropoda; Insecta; Diptera; Culicidae. Gene Ontology annotation, molecular function: nucleic acid binding. The record is from RefSeq and is a predicted model, not a curated record.
AUGUGCGACAACGCAACGAAUUUCAUCGGGGCACGGCGUGAAUUGGGUGAACUACGGAAACUGUUCAAUAACCAGGAAUUUGCGAAGACAGUAGCUGAAGUGACGGCAAUGGACAACAUCAACUUUAAAUUCAUCCCGCCAAAAUCUCCAAAUUUUGGUGGGCUUUGGGAGGCUGCCGUGAAGUCGAUGAAAGGACAUCUGAAGCGUACCCUUGGAAACACGGUUAUUUCAUCUGAUGAAAUGGCAACUCUGGUGGCGCAAAUCGAGGCCUGCCUCAAUUCGAGGCCGAUUACGCCACUCUCGAAUGACCCAAACGACAUGGAAAUCCUGACUCCUGGUCACUUUCUGGUGGGAAGACCACUCACAGAAAUUCCAGAACCGUCACUUGAAGACCAGGCUUUCGACAUGGCAGCGAGUGCAGAACUUCCUUCAACACAUCUGGAAGCGUUGGUCGACUCAGUACCUUUCUGA